AACAUAAAUAUGAUGAAUAAGUUGAAUUAAAACCCCUAAUGUUAAAGUAUGCAACCGUAUUUAAACGGAGGAUUGUGAGGUGCGCGUGUGCCCUUCCUCACUCCUAACCGAACCCCCGAACCCCGAUCUUUGCGCAGACCCGUUUUAGGUGACUUGUCCCACCUUAUAAUUUGGAUGAGUGGCGACUCCCUUUUCUUAUACAUUUUUACACUUGAUUUUUCAAUUUAUUUUGAAAAAAUCUCAAGUGGUCGUCAACAGUUUGGCGACUCCACUGGGGACUGAACCCAAAAUCUCUGGUUUCCAUAUUUUGGGUUCACGAGGGUCGAGCUAAUACUUUAACUUUGGGGAAUUUUUCAAACUUUGAUUUUUCCUAUGUUUGUUGAGUCUUUGUGGAUUUUUGUUAUUUAUUGUAUGUGCUUGUCGUGUGUUGCUUGUUGUUUGUUUGCUCAAAGUUUUAAUGGUUGCUUUGAUUGUUUCGCCUUUGAGUAGUUAUCUUGCUACAUCUUGACAUGCAUCAUACCUUGCUAACAUGUCCAUGCAUCAUAUCAUCUCACAUGCUCAUCCAUCAUCGAUAUAACAUGCUUAUUCAUCAAGCAUCAUGCCUAUAUGCCUAUUUGCUUGUGUGUGGAUAUACUCACCUUUUGCACUUGGCUAUGGAGUACUCAGUGAGUCUCUUCCCUCUUGUGCGAUUAUUUAUAUCUUGUUGCAUGCUAAGUGUUGGUUGCUUUGUGUUACUAACCUUUUGCAUUUGGCAUGGGAGUACGAGGUGAGUCCCUUCCUGCUGUGUAAGUAGGUUUGUUUGUGAAUGAUAUAUUUGUUGAGUGCUUUACAUGUUUUAUUUGAUUGCUGUGGGAUAUAUGUUGCUAUUUUUGUGGUUGCCACUAUGCAGGUUAUUGGAGUGUCAUGCCCCUUUGCACACACUCACUCUCAUUUUGCAUUAGGUCUGUGUCGGAGGUGAACCUGACCUCUAGUCUGGAAUCCUUAUGAAUCUGGCUUGGAAGAGCAAUUCUUCUCGCUUUGAGGAGUAAGAUCGGUUCCCGUUAGGUUGUUUCCAUUAGUUAAUACAACACUUGAUGAUGUAAUAUCAUUCUGUGUAUUAGCUUUUGGAAAUAUCUCUCAUUGAUUCCGAAAGGAUAAAUGGUUGAGAAGGCCUAAUGCCCUUUAAGAAAACAUGUAAUGGCCUUAAAGAGAUACCAAACCUAGGACAUGUUUCCCUUAGCAUCCCACCCGUGAGGUUAGGGAUCCCGUGUCUAAGACACAAGGGGCAUUUUUCUUCACUAACUUUGUCUUUGCAUAUGACAGGUUUUCAUUUACAUUCGAGGUAUGAUUAGUUAUUCACCUUUUGCAUUUAAACAUCAUUCUUGAGGUUAGGUACAUUCCAUGCAUUUUGUAUCUUCACUUUCAACCCCAUGCAUAAAAAAAAAAGUAAAAAAAAAAAAGAAGAAAAAGAAGAAGAAGAGUUCAUGAUUGUUUCGCAUGUCAUAUGUCCAUCCUACUCAUUUCACAUUAAAUCUUCCACAUGUCUUGAAAAUUUCACAUGUCAUAUGCAUUGCAAAAUAUAUUUUCAUGUUCAUCUCAUGUGGCAUUCUCCAUUUUGUUCAUUUUAAAUUUCAUUUUCAUCUCAUGUUUCACAAAAAAAUUGCAAAAAAAAGUAAAAUUCCACCCAUGUU
Messenger RNA from Rubroshorea leprosula, 1670 nucleotides. The record is from the annotation of a GenBank genome assembly. NCBI's taxonomy places the organism in Eukaryota, Viridiplantae, Streptophyta, Magnoliopsida, Malvales, Dipterocarpaceae.